Molecule: messenger RNA, 1425 nt
Organism: Beta vulgaris subsp. vulgaris (sugar beet)
Lineage: Eukaryota; Viridiplantae; Streptophyta; Magnoliopsida; Caryophyllales; Amaranthaceae
Product: expansin-like A3
Exons: 5
Coding region: 277-1059 (260 amino acids)
Cellular component (GO): plasmodesma; extracellular region; plant-type cell wall
Source: RefSeq, a predicted model, not a curated record
AGUAAUUAAAUAAAGUAUAUGAUUGUAAUUUCUCUUUAAAUUUAUCAACAGUUUUGAUUAAUGUUUUCCCUUGGUUAAGUUUUUACAAGUAGCUUAGAUUUUGCAGGUUUUUAAAUAUCAAACGGCGACAAGUUGGCCAGAAUCUUAUCAUUCCCCCUAAAUAAAUAGCUAUAUCACAUGCAUGGUUCUCCUCAUCAUUAUCUCUUAAUUCUUCCUUAAUCAAAUCAUCUCAUAAUUCAUUAUUAUCUGAUUAGUUAUUAAUUAGUAACUAAACCAAUGUCGUUCACUUUAUUUUCCUUCCUCUUCAUUCUCGUGUCAUCUGCUUCAGCUCAAUGUGAUCGUUGCUUGCACAAAUCAAAGGCCACUUACACCUCUCAAAUAUACUCGGGAGGAUGUGGAUAUGGGCCUUUGGCCUGGAACUUUGAUGGAGGACUACUUGGUUCUGGCCUUCCUUCACUUUUCCAAAAAGGUGCUGGUUGUGGUGCUUGUUUCAAGGUAAGGUGCAAGAAUAGUGCACUCUGCAGAGAAGAAGGGACUCCGAUAAUAUUAACUGAUAGUCAAGGUGAUAAUAGGACAGAUUUUGUUCUCAAUAAAGAUGCUUUUUCUGCCAUGGCAAACUACGGCAUGUCAGAAAACCUCUUGAACCUCGGCAUUGUCGACAUUGAGUAUAAGAGGGUACCUUGUGCUUACUACCGCAAAAACCUAUCCGUUCGAGUGGAGAGCUAUAGCCAAAGGCCCAAUUAUCUUGCGAUCACAAUCUUAUACCAAGGUGGUCAAACACGGAUUCAAGCAGUUGAUAUAGCCACGGUGGGUGCACGUGUUUGGACUACCUUGAGGCAUAGUUAUGGGGCAGUAUGGCAAACAAAUCACGUACCAGCAGGCCCAUUAAGAUUUGGGUUUCUAGUCACUUCUGGAGAUGAUGAUUUCAACUAUUAUAGAACUCAAGUAAUAUUACCUUCUGAUUGGACACCUGGAGUGAUUUAUGAUACUGGAGUUCAGAUUACUGAUAUUGCUCAACAGAAUUGUUAUCCUCUUCCUUGUGAUAAUAGCACUUGGUAAAUUUGCAUCUUUUGAUAGGAAAUAAGAUUUGGGAUUCAACAUAGUCAUAUAAAUUAAUAAAUAACAAGGGUUAUGGCCCCUGGGAAGUGAAAUAGAAAUUAAAUAUGGUUUUAUAUGUGUGUUUUCUUUAUUUUUACCUUGUUUUAGUGUGAAUUGUAAGGUUUUAAGAUGGAUUGAUGGUUAAGAUGUUUCAUAUUAUGUAGCUAAGAAAACUUCAUAAUAUAAUUGUGAUUUAUUACUAUGAUGAUUAAUACGAGCUUUAUCGAAAUAUGGCCGACCUCACUCGUUCGUGACUAUAUAUAGACGAGGCUGUGUAGCUAGUAUGGUUACUCACUUACUCCCCAACACCAACUCAUGCUUCCUUUG